AUGUGCAUGAUUGCGGUGGCAAAUACCACAAAUUUGCAUUUAAGUGAAGAAGAGUUACAAGAUCUUACUCUUGCAGAGAUGGAAAAGUUGUUACAAGCAAAUGGAAAAAGUCUAAGGGAUUAUCCUCCAAUGCCGUUCCCAAAUGAAAUUUAUCUUGCAGAAGUUCAAAAUAGAUUGAUUCAAGAUGAGCUCUCCUAUGAUAAAGUUGCAUUGGCUGAAGAGUAUAAGAACCUUCUUUCUUGUCUCACUGAUGAACAGAUGGGUGUUUAUGAAACAAUAAUGCAUGUUGUAUCAGUAAAUGAAGGAGGUGUGUUCUUCUUAUACGGGUAUGGAGGUACAGGAAAGACUUUCAUAUGGAAAACACUUUCAGCAGCACUACGAUCUAAGGGUGAAAUUGUUCUUACAGUUGCAUCGAGUGGAAUAGCGUCUCUAUUGAUUCCUGGUGGUAGAACAGCUCAUUCUAGAUUUGGAAUUCCUUUGAAUAUUAACGAGGACUCCUGUUGUAAUAUCAGACAGGAAAGUCAAUUGGCUCAACUAAUCUGUAAGUCCAAGCUCAUAAUAUGGGAUGAAGCCCCUAUGACUAACAAAUAUUCAUUUGAAGCUUUGGAUAAGACCUUGAGGGAUGUUCUUAGAUUUACAAAUCCUAAAAGCUUUCAGCAACCUUUUGGAGGUAAAGUUGUAGUUUUUGGGGGUGACUUUAGACAGAUAUUGCCCGUUGUUCCAAAGGGGACAAGACAAGACAUCGUCUUUGCAACGAUAAACUCUUCAUAUUUGUGGAAAUUUUGCAAGGUUCUAAGAUUGACAAAAAAUAUGAGGCUUCAUAAGAGUUGUCAAGAUUCUGCAUUAAACAAGAUAAGAGAGUUCUCGGAAUGGAUACUAAAAAUCGGUGAUGGUGAAAUUGGUGAUCAUAAUGAUGGUGAAGGAAUUGUAGAAAUUUCAGAAGAUCUUCUUAUCAAGGACUCAGACAAUCCCUUGGAAGCAAUUGUUGAUAGCACAUAUCCUUUUUUACUUCAGAAAAUGGGAGAUUCUAAGUAUCUGCAGGAGAGGACAAUUCUUGCACCUACACUUGAAAUUGUAAAAACGGUGAAUGACUUUAUGCUUUCGUUGGUUCCAGGUGAAGAAAUAACUUAUUUUAGCUCCGACAGUGCUUGCAAAGCAGACGUCAAUGUUGAUAGUCAUGAAGAUUUAUACACAACUGAAUUCUUAAAUUCCAUUACAUCUUCCGGUCUUCCAAAUCAUGAAUUAAAAUUGAAGAUUGGUGUUUCAGUAAUGUUGCUUAGAAAUAUUGAUGAGAAAUCUGGUUUAUGCAAUGGAACUAGAUUGAUAGUGACACAAUUGGGAAAACAUGUUAUAGAAGCUAAGGUUAUUUCAGAAAGCAAGGUGGGUCACAAGGUAUUUAUUCCUCGAAUGGUACUAUCUCCAUCAGAUUCUAGAUUGCCGUUUAAAUUUCAAAGAAGACAGUAUCCAUUAGCUAUUUGUUUUGCCAUGACAAUAAACAAAAGCCAAGGACAAUCACUUUCUCAUGUUGGUUUGUAUUUGCCAAGGCCGGUUUUUAGUCAUGGCCAACUAUAUGUGGCAGUCUCCAGGGUAAAAAGUAGGGAUGGAUUGAAGAUAUUGAUUAUUAAUGAUGAAGGACAAUUAUGUAACACUACAAGCAAUGUAGUAUUCAAAGAGGUGUUUCAUAAUUUGAAAUAA
Tripterygium wilfordii is the source of this 1695-nucleotide messenger RNA. Its product is annotated as ATP-dependent DNA helicase PIF1-like. The coding region runs from base 1 to 1695 and encodes 564 amino acids. The transcript is spliced from 2 exons. The record is from RefSeq and is a predicted model, not a curated record. Lineage: Eukaryota; Viridiplantae; Streptophyta; Magnoliopsida; Celastrales; Celastraceae. Gene Ontology annotation, molecular function: DNA helicase activity. Gene Ontology annotation, biological process: DNA repair; telomere maintenance.